This is a messenger RNA of Ochotona curzoniae (black-lipped pika), 2866 nucleotides long. RefSeq names its product LBH regulator of WNT signaling pathway (gene LBH). The transcript has 3 exons. The record is from RefSeq and is a predicted model, not a curated record. Bases 203 to 520 code for a protein of 105 amino acids. Gene Ontology annotation, biological process: positive regulation of DNA-templated transcription. Lineage: Eukaryota; Metazoa; Chordata; Mammalia; Lagomorpha; Ochotonidae. Gene Ontology annotation, cellular component: nucleus.
GGGCCGGGAUCGCGGUGGCGAGCGGGGCGCUCCGUGUGCUCCUCCGACGCCGCUGGCAGUGGGGCUGUCUCGAGACGGGCGGACCCACUUGGCGUCCGACACCUCCCUCGGCCGCCUGCUGCUGCACCCGUGUCCUCCUUUCCCCGGACACAGGGAUCAUUUUUCCAUCACGAGGGCGUGGGUCAGCCUCCCCUAGGACUUCAUGUCUGUAUAUUUCCCCAUUCACUGCCCUGACUAUCUGAGAUCGGCCGAGAUGACCGAGGUGAUGAUGAGCACCCCAUCCAUGGAGGAGAUUGGCCUCAAUCCCCGAAAGGACGGCCUUUCCUAUCAGAUCUUCCCCGACCCGUCAGACUUUGACCGCUGCUGCAAGCUGAAGGACCGCCUGCCCUCCAUAGUGGUGGAGCCCACAGAGGGGGAGGUGGAGAGUGGGGAGCUCCGGUGGCCACCCGAGGAGUUCUUGGUCCAGGAGGAUGAGCAGGACAACUGCGAAGACACAGCGAAGGAAAAGAAAGAGCAGUAGGGUCCCCAUGGCCUCCGCGGGUGCGGUCCUGUCUGCUGGCGGCAGCUGUCUCUGAACUGUGGUCUUCCCAUCCUGGAAGAAGAGAGCAAGUUGCGGAGGUUCUGAAAACGUCCGAGGAGGCUUCCGUUUUGCACCUGCGAAACCCCCCACUGGGUUUAUCGUCUUCUUUUCUUUUCUUGCUUUUUUGAACUGUGGCGAGCGGUGAAGCCCGCUGACAGCCUGCAACAGCUCCUGAGGAAGGAAGCUGCUCCGAGCUGGGGGUGGGGUGGGGCCCUCGAUGGUAUCUGGGCUCAGGGCAGAGGCGAGGGGGUGAGGGGGACGGGAGCCGGGGUGGGUGUGGGUGCUGAGGGCUGGGGGAGAAGAGCGAAGAGCUCCAGAAAACCAACUUGGGGCAACAGAGAAAAAGCCUAACAUUGAGCCAGUGGAGGCCCUUGCUGCGGGGGUUACAGAAUUCACUGCUCAUUUUGCUCCAGCCUCAGCACUGCCACCCUAUGCUUUGGUUCCAGGUGUGUGGGCUCUAGCAAGGAAAUGGGCCUGGGGAACAGGGGCAGCCCUGCUGGAGGGAAUACGCAAGAAAGGAACAGCACCCUCACCCCCGCUCUGCCCCAGUUGCUCACUCCUCCCCUGCCUAACCCUUGGACUUGGCUCCUGCUGCGACCAGCUUAGAGUCCUGGUCACCUGGAGAGGCUUUUCGAGGCUGCGCCUUUGAGUGAUCCUCCUUUGACUUAAGCUUUUCCGCCAGCCCUUUGCGGAGUAGCAAGAGCACUUCCUGUUCUUGGAGGCCUCUAGGCAGACACCCCCAGCAACAGGAAGGUCCCACCCUCGGAAGCCCUCCCUCUGGCCCCAGCCUUGCUCUCAAGAGUUCAGCAGAAGCAGUGGCUCAUCCAGGCCCUUGACUGGCCUUACCACCAUGCAUUCGGCAACCCCAGCUUCAGGUACCAGUCAGAGCGGUUCCCCAUCUACUGAGAAUUCCAGCCUGUUUGACCAGCUGCACCACUCACUGUUGUGUGGGUCCUUGGCCUCUGUGGCUUGUGGGAGCCAAAUGAAGAGCAGAGCUGGCUUUUUCUGUUUCUUACUGGGCAGGUCCGGAGAGCUGGUGCAGCCUGGGAGUUCCCGCCCUGGGGGUGCUCUCCUGAGACCCCAGGCUUUUGGCCAAAUUGUCUCUUGAGUUGAGUGGGAGGCACAGUGAGGGAGUGCUCCGUCCUUCCUCACCUCCCACCUGUUUCCUGCAAGGGCUUCAGGUGUGUGAGAAAGUUCGCCUUUGGACUUGGAGCAUCUCAGUUCCAAACCACGGGAAGCAACCGGCUGCAAACAAACUGUUGCACUUACCUUGGCAUUGGAGCAGGGCGAUGUGCCUGAGAGAUGAACUUGGAGCCUUCCUUGGACUAAACACACCCAACCAAGGUGUGCCCUCAGGUCUCCAGUUGGUCCAGGUGGACCCUCCUCACCCCCCAGGUUGGACUGGCUGUGUCUGGCUGCUUUUAAUACCUCAAGGUCACCGUGGCUCUGGGGGGCAUACUGGGAGUGGGGCAAGGUGUGCUGUUGCUGGGACAGUUAGUUGGUGGAGUUGGUCCUGAGAGACCGAGAGUCUCCCUCGCCCCCCUGCUUCCUCCCUCUGUCGUCCGCCUGUGUUGCACACACUGAUGGCAAUAACUUCUUCCAGCUCCUCACAGAUGUGGGAGAGACCCGCAGCCUGCAAUGCAAGGGGGCUUCUGUUGCGUGCCCCCCCUCGUCCUGUGCUGGCUGCGGAAGGUUGCUGACCUUCCGCUCAUCGCCUCACGCCAUUUCUCUUCCCUCCUUCCCUCCGCUCCCGCUGUGUGCUGGGGGUCUUGCCUUCUCAAGUCCUAUGUUUCCGUGUCCCCUUCCCGUCUGCCCCCCCACCCCCCGCCUUCUGAUCAUCUGUCCUGGUCUUGCUGUGUGGUGGGAACGUGCUUGUAAACUGCGUAACAAAUCUAUUCUGUGUCUCUGUAUGUUUAUGGGGCUGGUUUAUUGUCGUGGCUGUGUGGCUAUGUGCCGCGUGAGCAGGCCAGGGCUGGCAGCUCCAGUCGGGACCCCUGACAGCUGAGCCUGUUGGGAGGGACCCAGCUGCUCUUGGACAAGCGACUCAGCUCCUGCCUGGCCUCCUCUCUCUCUCUUUCUCUUUUUUAAGUACUUUGUGUGUAUUUCUAACUGAUCGUAUUGAAAAAAAUAAUCCUAGUAUUUCAGUAAAAAUGCCUGUUGUGAGAUGAUCCUCCUGUAACUUCUGUCUGUUCUUUUUUGAGGCUCAGGGAGAAACUAGCAUUUUUUUUUUCCAAACUACUUUUUGUCACUGUGACAGUUGUAAAUAAAGUUUGAAAAUGCUUUCCA